Molecule: messenger RNA, 1005 nt
Organism: Phytophthora sojae
Lineage: Eukaryota; Oomycota; Peronosporomycetes; Peronosporales; Peronosporaceae
Exons: 2
Coding region: 1-1005 (334 amino acids)
Source: RefSeq, a predicted model, not a curated record
AUGUGCGGCGCGAAUGACGCGGUGUGUCUGCAUGGAGACUGCGUCGUGGAAGCAGAGGAUGGAGCCGCGUAUGAGCGUUGUCGGUGCUACGCAAUGUACGACGGCGUACAGUGCAGCUUCAGGAGGGAGCUGCUGUACUGGGAGCUGCCGCUGGCAAUCGCGAUGAUGCUCGUCUUGCUGGGCGUCGGAGCGUUCGUGACUGGCAGGGCAAUCGAGUGGCUGCGAUUUCCACAGGCCAAGCAGGACACCUUUGCAUUCCCGAGAAGGUGGGAGAAUUUGACGGGGAAGUCAUUCGGGGCUCGUUUACUGCGAGGCAAGUGGAGUGGGCCGACUCGCAAGGGGCUGCCGACCAAACCGGCUAGGCACCACAUCAUUGAGAAUAUCUUCGUUGUCAUUGCAACAUUCAUGGAGCUCGUACAGUGGGUGCAACUGACAGCACUGUCGUUUUUGCCUGUGGUGCCCUGGCCCAAAUCAAGUCGAGGCGUCGCUGAAAUACUGCGGCUUUCGCUACUGUACCCUCUGUGGAGCCAUCUUGAACCAAGUGAGUUCCCGAGAUUUAUGCUGUACCUGUCGCUUGGGUUUGUGCCUGGAGUUUUGCUGUUUUCGUUCAUCCUCGGCGCGAAGAGAUUUCCGUUAUUCAAGCCGCAGCCGAAGAAUUCACCUGCUGAAGGCCUCUGCACUCUGGUGCUGCGACUGUACUGUGAAUGGCUCGCGUUACCGAUGAUGAUCGGGCUGCUACUUCCACUGGAGUGUGGUAUCAUCGGAUACCGCAAAACGGAAGGGUCUGGCAUGACGCUGCCUACAUUGGAUAGCUCUUCUGUCAUCGCGAUUCAGCUGAACUGUGAGGCGUCUCCACCUGAACCAACGCUUUGGACGCACGUACGCUAUACUCGCGUUGCACAAGUGUUAAAAGCACCCUUGGCCAUGGUACUAUCUGAGUCUUGUCAAAAUUUCUUUCGUCGAUUGGGGCCGGCACGUCUGACUAUCGUGUGCUUCAUUCCGUAG